Messenger RNA from Vitrella brassicaformis, 1870 nucleotides. The record is from the annotation of a GenBank genome assembly. NCBI's taxonomy places the organism in Eukaryota, Vitrellaceae.
CAUCUAGCUAUCUCACUCGUCCGUUUCCAGUCUCCUCCCUCGCUAUCAGUCAGUAUUCGAACCCCCACUCACGCACACACUCGUCCCAGUAGCCCCUCACACCCUCACCCCGCAACCGCCACACAUAAUACCGCCUGCCGAGCCGCCGGCGGGUCCUCCUGGCCGGCUGCUCGGCCUCCGUCUGGUGGCCGUUCUCCUCUCGGAUGGCUGGCGCCAACACAGACGACCGCCUGGAGGGCUCGAUGCCAGGCGAGAGGGGAUGGCGGGCAAUGGGUGGCGUCAGAGGGACUGACAGGGACGGGGAGCGCGUGUGGCUGGCGGCUGUGGUAGGCCCGGUGGUUGAAUGCCGCUUGUCGGCCUCCUUGCUUGGUGGCUGCUGGGUGCUCACAGGUUGGGGGCCGUCGGCAGGCUGCUGCAGGCAGACAGAGAGGGGGAGGGGGAAGGAAGGGCACGCCAGCUCGUCCGAUGAUGACGUGUCCGACAGGGAGGGCGACAACGAAUCUGCAGGACAGAGGACAGAGAUGCACGUGUGUGCGGACGCCUCCCACGGUUACGUAACCUGCCCCUUUCCUCCCCACCUUCUGCAUCCCUCUUGCCCCGCUUCCCUGGCACCCGAUAUUCCAUGGCGCUCUCGCUGGGGUACACCAUCACAGGCCGGGCCAGGUGCACCACAGCGCCGCCGCUACUCGAUGGCACGCAAGACGAUGAAUUAGCCGGCACCCGCACCGGAAUCGACACAAAUGGCUGAAAAGUGGUUGUGUCCUCUCUCGACUGGCCCUUGGACCGUUUCUUGGGCGACUCGGGUGGCCCGAGCGGCCCCGAGGGGACGGCGGGGAUGGCCACGCGAAGCUCCGCAGGCCACAUGGCGGUCUGCUGCUCCUGGUAGUGGCGCUGCAGCUCCUGCGUGUGCUGCAUGAGCCAGUUGCGGAACUGCUGCGGUUGGCCGUGACGGCUGGACCGCCGCCUCCCCCUCUUGCGCACAGAGGAUGGGCACGACCGGCUGCGUGUCUUGAUGCGACGUGCCGGCCUCUCGUCGUGAGGACACAUGGCCACCUCCUCUUCCCGCUGCACGCCGAACUCACCAUUAUCCUCGCCCUCGUGCGUGCCAUAGGAGCCUUUUGUGUGCUGAUUGAUGGAGUCGCCGUGAGCAGCCAGCUGCUCAGCUGCGGCAGCGGGGGGCUGGGAAGGGGGCGACUGCCCAAACAGGCGAUGCAGGAAGGGAGGGCGAGCGCGCUGGCGGGGAGGGAUGGCGUGGGUGUUGUUGCUAGCUGUGCUGUUAAGCUUCUUCUUCUCCUUGAGUAGCGUGUCUAUGUGAGUGCUAUCCCGCUCAAGGACAGCCUCGUCGUAAGCCAGCGCCUGGCGAUACGCGCGAAUCUCCUGAAGGCAUGAACAGGACAGCAGAACAGACAGAUGCAGGAGGCUUGCUGAUAUGCUGCAGACACACCUGCAUGAGCUGCAUCCGUCUCUGCGUCAGUAGAGGGAUGUCCUGCUCCAGCUCCCCAACUACAGUGCCCAUCGCCUCUCGAUACGCCGCCAGCUGGCCAUUCAGCACUCCCUCCCUGCCCUCCUGCACACUUCUAAGCUCCGACAACGCCAUCCGCUUCGGCUCAUCAGCUUGGCUGGCGUGCGCAGCUGAUGCCAUCCCCAAUCUCUCCAUGCCGUCGUCGAUGCAGACGCCAUUGUGGGCGUGCGAUGGCGUCUGUGGUGCGAGGGAGUUGUCGCUGGAGAAGAGCGGCGAGGAGGAGGAGGGCUGAGGCGCCGCCGUGGACACAGACAUGGAGGAGGACGAUUUAAGGCUCAUCGCAAAUGGAACGAUCUCAGACACUCGCAGAAAGCUAAGAGAACGCCUCGGCGCGUACCUUGCGGUUCU